Messenger RNA from Letharia columbiana, 1497 nucleotides. RefSeq lists its product as uncharacterized. The transcript has a single exon. The record is from RefSeq and is a predicted model, not a curated record. Bases 1 to 1497 code for a protein of 498 amino acids. Lineage: Eukaryota; Fungi; Ascomycota; Lecanoromycetes; Lecanorales; Parmeliaceae.
AUGUUCUCUCCAGCAUCGUCAGGACGCGUCACUACUACCAGCGAUGAUAGCGAUGGUUUGGUGGUUUCGAAAAAGACAGAGGCGCGUAGAAGGGGUACUAAAGCGCAGGAAUAUACGAUGAGUGGGGCGUUGGCUCCAGAGGAUAUAGGACCGACUCGCCUCAAGCCGCCAUCAAACCAGACAAGAGCUGCGAUCUCGAAAAUUGCUAGGGAGGCCGAUUAUGCAACAACGGUGGCCGAGGGGAAGGCAAGGCAGGGUGUAGCAGAAGCGGAGGCCGCAACUGAACCUGACCAAAUUCCAUCCUCGAUACCUACGGAGCCCGUUCCAGUGUCAAAGCCAUCUCUAAACCGCCUGGGAAACUCGUCGGCCACCAAGAGCACUCAAAUGGGCUUGGGAUCUAGGAUUGGCGAAACGCCCCGCCCACAACCAUCAAUGCUAGGUGCUACGUUCAAAAAGAGAGCCAGACAACCUAGCCUGCUCCAAAUGCUACAAACACAGAACGACCCGAGCGACGAUUUGGAUGACGAUGCAUUGGAUGACUUUCGCCCAGACGAUGAGUCAACUCCGAUGAUCAAGUCGAUGUUACAGACAGAUGCCCAGCACACGUCCUCAUCUUCACGUCAAAUCCCGGGGUCACGCAAGCGCAAAUUGGCAACCCCAGAGAUUCAAGUCCCAGCAUCACAAUCACUCGACCCUCCAUCCUCGCCUCCUUCGGUCCUACCUCAAGAGGAAGAAGAUCUGUACGGGUUACCAGCUGAAGAAGGGAGACCAGAACCAACACUCCCACGACAACGCUCUAUUCAGACACCGCAACGGCAGAUAGACAGCGACACUCUUGCGCCACCUCGGAGUAGCAGUCCGGUGAAACCCAAGGCACGCAAGACCCGAAGUAAAAAUACCGAAGUCGCUACGCGCCCUCAGCAAUCCAGGCGCAAGCAACUUUCUCCAGCGCCCUCGCCACUCUCAUCUGCUUCUACAAAUAUAUCACCAAUCAAGCCAGUCCGAUUAAAACCGCUCACGACAGCCACACUCCAAAAUCUGCUCCCGCGGCGGCGAGCUCGCCCAAAACCUAGAGGCGAAUUCGACAUCCCCAGCAGCAGCGAUGUCGAGCUUGACAACACCGGUCUUGGUGAGGAUGAAGAUGAGCUUAGUUUUCAUGCUACAACGAAGGUGCGACGGAAGAAACCUUUCCCCACUGUCCAGAAACGCGGAGGAAAAGCAAAAGACGUUCCGGGGAAGAGGAUGUCCAAGACUUACACAAAGAAGACCGCUGUGGAGUCUGACAACGAAAAUGACGAAGACGACAAUGACGACGGCGAGGAGGAGAACGAGAAUGGUGUUUUCAGCAGAGGCAGUAGGAAGACUCCUGCGUUGGAUGGCAAGGCAAAGGACGAGAUGAAGAGGCUGGCGGAUAAGUUUCGAGAGGUCGAUCAGUAUACGUUGGAUUUUGAGGAUAUGACGGGGAACAGUAGUAGCCAGAUGAAGGAUGCGAGAUGA